Messenger RNA from Toxorhynchites rutilus septentrionalis, 921 nucleotides. RefSeq lists its product as uncharacterized. Bases 14 to 337 code for a protein of 107 amino acids. The record is from RefSeq and is a predicted model, not a curated record. The transcript has 4 exons. Lineage: Eukaryota; Metazoa; Arthropoda; Insecta; Diptera; Culicidae.
AUCCCGUGUUAGAAUGUUAUAUAAACUCGAUAACUCUUCGAGGCCUAUCAUAUUUGGCAAAAUGAAACUGAUUUUCGUCGCGCUAAUAGUUUUGGUUUCGACCUGGCAAAUACUAACCGAGGAUGUCGUCAAACCUCUCGGUGUGUCGGAGCCAAAGCAUAUGCCUCAGCCGCCGCAGGUAAUAGAGGUAAUACCAGAGGAAGAAAAAUGCUCGGGUGUAUGGUGCAGCAUCAAGAAAGUCUGGCAUAAAACCAUCGGCAAGCGAUCAUUGUUCCAUCAUUGUGGAAGUAUCCCCAAAGGCUCGUACCUGGAUAAAUGCGAGCUUCCGCUUCCCUAGCGUUUGUAGCGAAAGACGGCGCAAGCGAUACAUAAAAGCCCGAGGGUGUGCCUUAAAUCAUUACACGAGUUUUUCCAGAUGACAAUGUGAAAAUAAUUUGGUGCCUAAUAAACAACACUAUCGAAGAGCUCUUUAUUUUGCCUUAAUAAAAAACAGGAAGUGGGUUAUAUCUAUGGUAUAACCGCAAGGGUGACGUAGGACUAUCGUUGAUUUAGAGAUCAUUUGUUUGGAGUUGAAUCUAAAUCCAUUCUGAAUGAAUGAAUAAAUGAAUAUUUGGGAGACUUCGAAAACGAGAGCGUUACGUUGGAGGAACAAGGUUUUAUGCAUCCAAUAUAGGAUACGAAAAACCUUGUUCUGAAGAAUAAUCUUCAGAAGCUAACCUGCUAACUGUACUUGAUUGACAAAUCACAAACCCAAAUGUAUUAUAUGGAUAUUUUAUGGAUGGAAAACAUUAAAAUAAACUCUUUCGCUUGAAUGUAAUUUUCAAUUCCAAGGGGAACUGGCAGAUUAUUUUCCAGCAACGAUUAGAUAUUUCCACAUUUUCCUCGAUACUGGAAGCCCACCCGUGGUUAAUACUAACUCGA